GAAAACUGAAAAGACCAGUUUGCCCUUGUCUUUCACAUUCUUCAAUAACAUUCCAUUCCAGAAUCACACUCCAUUCUUUGCUCUACUUAUCCAGUUACCCAAGGCCUACAGUCAGGCCCAUAGAGAAUCUACUUUCCAAUUCUCAAUUUCACGUCAAAUGUCGAAACCGGCGACAACAUCGCCGACGCCGGCAUCUUCAACGACAAUAAAGCCGGAAGAUUACUCUCAUAGCCCUGUACAUUACGCUGUCGUUUUAGGCGAUCACUCUACUCUAAGCAGACUUGUCGCUUCUGUUCCUCGACUCGCCGAUCCAACUCAGAUAAACACCGAGUCCCACUCGCUUUCCCAGGAACGAAUUGCUGAUCAAAUCUCCGCCGUCCUUGACCGCCGUGACAAUCCUAACCGUGAAACUCCAUUACACCUCGCCGUCCGUUUGAAUGACGUGUACGCUGCUCGGACUCUUGCUGCCGCCGGCGCCGACAUUUCGCUUCAGAAUGCUGCUGGUUGGAAUCCUCUACAGGAAGCCAUUAUGCGGAGAUGCUCCGAUGUCGUUUCGGUUCUCGUCCAGCAUCAUCAUUUAGGUGCUUGGUCCAAGUGGCGCCGACGUCUUCCUCGUCUUGUGGCUGUUCUUCGCAGAAUGCGUGACUUUUACAUGGAGAUUUCGUUCCAUUUCGAGAGUUCUAUUGUUCCGUUUGUCGGAAAAAUCGCGCCCUCUGAUACGUAUAAGAUCUGGAAACGCGACGGCAAUCUCCGAGCAGAUACUUCCUUAGCAGGGUACGACGGCUUGAAAAUUCAGCGAGCUAAUCAGAGUUUUCUCUUUCUGGGUGACGGUGAUCGGAAUUUCGAUAUUCCGGCUGGUGCUUUGCUAGUUUUGAACCACGACGAGCGUAAAAUUUAUGAUGCUUUUGAGAAUGCUGGUGCUCCGUUGAGCGAUUCCGACGUUGCGAGUUUCUGUAAUCAAACAAGUGUGUAUCGUCCUGGAAUGGACGUGACAAAAUCGGCACUAGUCGGUCGUACGAAUUGGAGAGGGCAAGACAAAAUGGAGAACGUCUGUGAAUGGAAAGGUAGGGUUUACGAUGUGCACAAUGUUGUUUUCAGCUUCCGAUCACGGAAAAUCACCGGAGCUGAAAGCGAACAAAUUUUGCCAUUAGACUUGGAACUCGAAGAGGAUUCUGAAGAAGGUUUCCUCGUAGCAGAGAAUCCACGAUUUAGCGUCUCCACUCGCCCAUCCGCUGCCGGGGAAGGUAACAGACAAAGACGUCACAGCAGUUUCAUUCGAGAGGAGAGAGAGUUCGUUACCGUAUCCAGAAAGAGUGUCGACAUUAUUCCGGAACCACGGCGGAGAACGGCGGCGAUACCGGUUGCACCACCACCGAAUACAAAGGAGAAAGAGUAUGUGAAGUGUCUGAAACCGUCGGUUUGGUUAACGGAGCAGUUCCCCUUGAAGACGGAGGAGUUACUGCCGUUACUUGACAUAUUAGCGAACAAAGUCAAAGCCGUCAGACGAAUGAGAGAGCUGUUAACGACCAAGUUCCCUCCGGGGACAUUUCCAGUAAAGUUGGCUAUACCGGUGGUCCCUACAGUGAGGGUGGUAAUAACAUUCACGAAAUUUGUCGAACUACAACCAAUUGAACAGUUCUACACUCCAUUUUCAAGUCCGAGCCACCUUCUUAAUGGUGGUGAGGAUGAAAGUUCAGGCAGUAAUUACCGUUCAUUUCCAUCAUCGUCGUCUUCAUCAUCAUCAUCGUGGCUGUCGAGGAGCAAUAGCCGAUCGUGCUCUUCGAGCAAGCAGCCGCUACAGAGUUGUAAUGGAGCACAACAGGCAGAUCCAUUUGCAAUACCUGGUGGAUAUAGUUGGAGUAGUUUUGAUGAGAAGAAUAGGAAAAUGAAGAAAUCUAAGUCUACUAGGAGAAGCAAGUGAAUGUCUUUACUAAUUCUUUUACCAUAUGAAUAUGACCAGCUGCUCUGUUUCUAUUACUUCUGGUCUCUAAUAUAGUUUGUGAUACGAGGGAGGCUCUAAUCUUGAAUUUCCUUAACACGUAAUCUUAGUUUCUUAAUUCUCAUUCUUUUUCCUUGGAUCGUC
This is a messenger RNA of Nicotiana attenuata, 2083 nucleotides long. Its product is annotated as ankyrin repeat domain-containing protein 13C. Gene Ontology annotation, molecular function: protein binding. NCBI's taxonomy places the organism in Eukaryota, Viridiplantae, Streptophyta, Magnoliopsida, Solanales, Solanaceae. Gene Ontology annotation, cellular component: cytoplasm. The record is from RefSeq and is a predicted model, not a curated record. The transcript is spliced from 2 exons. The coding region runs from base 158 to 1921 and encodes 587 amino acids.